AUGGAACCGGGCCAGUCAGUGGCAUAUAUAUCCGAUGUAGCUGCCCAGGGCCUAAAACCACUGUUUGUGGCGGGAUGCGCAGUAUCCUCAGUAUUUUUUGUGCUGACCUUUAUAUCGGAGCGUUGGCUACGACAUUCCCAUCGCCUCGCUCCGAAUAAAGGUGUUUACGACAAGAUUCUUUCUGUCCUUUCCAUAAUAUUCUCCAUGGUUGGAGCCGCUGGACUUAUUCUCCUUGCACAUUUUGAUACCUUUAGAUACUCCCGCCUACACAGCGGUUUCUUGGUCAUGUUUAUAGGUGGAUAUCUACUCAGCGCUAUAUUCAUAUGCCUGGAGUACCUCCGGCUCGGAAUCUACUAUAAGGAACACAAAAUCAUCUUUUUAAGCUUCUUAACAAAACUAUUUUUCAUUGUGGUCGAGUUAGCUCUGGCAAUUGCUUAUGGUGUCCUUGGAAAGAAGAGGCGCACAAGAAACACUGCCGCAAUCAUCGAAUGGGUUAUCGCCUUCAUUUUCGCCAUUUACGCACUUUCGUUCAUCAUCGAUUUGUUCCCCGCAGUGAAGAAUAGUCAUCAUAUACCCCAGGGUGAGCGCUCGCGGGCCAUGGCCCAGGCAUCCUCCAGCUUGGAAUCCGCAUCUUACCCUUCAUCGCAACCAAGGCUGAGCCAUGAGGCACAGCUUGCGACCGAGCCGAUGGUAGACGUGGGAGCUGCUUACCGUGGCCGAGUAGGUGACUCGAACCGGAUGCCUGCUGCUGCAUACAACCCACAUACCUAUAGACAGACACCAUUAUCAUGA
Molecule: messenger RNA, 792 nt
Organism: Microsporum canis CBS 113480
Lineage: Eukaryota; Fungi; Ascomycota; Eurotiomycetes; Onygenales; Arthrodermataceae
Exons: 3
Coding region: 1-792 (263 amino acids)
Cellular component (GO): plasma membrane
Source: RefSeq, a predicted model, not a curated record